AUGACGGUGACGGCGACGCCGGUAACCUCCGAUGUCGCCGACAAAGCGGUGUCAACGGACGACGCUGGCGGCGGCGGGGGCGGCAUUGAGGUAGCGCGUCUCGAAGCCGUCCUCGCUGCCCUGGUGGAGACUAAGGUGGAGGCAAUGAAGGCGUCGUCAACGCUCAGCCGACGUUCUGGCAGCGCACCGGCCAGUCCGCGUCGACCUAGAUUGACCUCGACCUCGACAGCCUCUUCCUCGCUGAACCAUCACCAUCACCAUCAUUAUCAUCAUCAUCAUCAUCAUCACUCGCAGCACCAGCAGCACGGUAAGAAGAAGAGCCCGCAUCAACAGCAUCAUCGCCAUCGUCGCAAACGCCACGACUCCGCGCCCUGCGGAAGUGAUUAUCUUCAAGGGACGGAUCAUCAUCAGCAGAGAUUACCUAACGGAAAGGGACGGAGAAGAGCCUCGGAAAGUCCUCGAAGUCCUCGAAAGAAGCGCAGGCAUUCGAGGAGCCCAAAUGUUCUUCAUGGCGUCGUUCAAGACGUUCACACCGGCCUCGAUUCGCGCUUCGAGCUGCUCGGUAUCGACGGCGACCAAGAUGUGGCCCUAAUAGAUUUUGAAAGGGCUAAAGAAGUCCUCGGCGACUCCGAAUAUUCGCGGCUGUACCGAAGUGCCUGCUCCUUUCCCCAAAGCGCCGCUCAAUUUAAAAUACAUUCGAGCGCGACUUCGUUGCGCGUGAACUUGCCGCGAGGGACUACCGUGCCUCUUGAUGACGACGACUACGUAGCGUUGAACGUAGCCGACGAGCUGGAGGAGGAGGAGGAGAUUAUGAGCAAUCCGGAAAAGAUGGACGAGCCUCAGGGAAACUAUCAUCGACCGCGAAGAAAGCGCAAACGUAAACGGCGCAAGGUUGAAUCCGUCGGUCCGGAAGAGGAGCUCGUCGAUCCCGAGGAGCUUCCGCCUCGUGCACGAUGGACGAUCGUCGCCACCGCGUGUCUUCUGCUAGCCAUGUCUCUCCUUCUGGUCGGUGUCACAUUACGGAUGGCGCCUAUAAUCGACGACAUGGUACGAAAGGAGAACGAGGAGCUGCUGAACUCCCUCAACAGGGACAUUUCCGUGCCGGAGAACGUCACGGCGCCGCCCUAAAAACGGGCGAUCUCUUUUUGGACAGAACCGCAUCGCACGUUCGUCGCUCUCUCAGUUCGUCGCUUCGACACGUUUUCUCAACCCUGUUAUCAAGAAGAUCAAAGCGACAAUUUUCACGACGGACGGCGGACAGCGUCGUCGACGAUUUAAAAAACGCGUCGACGUCGCCAUCAUUUCAGAGGUGAUAUUUUAUUCUCGCCAGCAACGUGGCGAGAUAAAAAAAAAUUGAUACACUCUCUUUGGCCUCCGACCGGAUCUCUCAGAUCGGCGGCGAUUGUAUUUGAUUGUAGGCGUAUCGUGUACAUCACGUCGCGUUGUUCGAAAGGUGGAUUUCUAUUGUAUAAACGAUUUCGCGGAAAACGUUGUCGCAAAUAACACGCGGUCGCGAAAAAUCCCGCGACCGCGCCAUGUUGCAUCGUUGAUUGUAUUGUUACCGCGUUCGGAAACUUCGCAUUGAUACGUGUAUAUAUUAUAUACACAGAUACAUACACACACAUAUAUGUAUAUAUAUAUAUAUAUAUCGUAUCGAUGCAGACUAGAUGCCCUCGAUUCCAACAGGCUUCGUCAAUAAGUGCUCGCUCUCCCCGAUCGCACAAAUACCGAACGAGCGUUCAAUCGAAACAAUUAUGGCGCGAAUUCGAGAAAGAUUCGACCAAAUUAAUUAACUUAAACACUUUAUCUCGCAAAACAAAACAAUUCUUAUAUUCAGCACGUGCAUGUACGCAUUUGAAAAUCUGGAGAGAGAGAAGAUAAAAGCUUUAAUCUCUUACAACAAUUGUAAUAUAUUAUAGAAGUACGUAGCGAUUGUAUAUAAUUGAAGAGUAACCCAAUCUGCGUCGAGACGAUAGUCACGACGAGACACUUUUCGACGGCGCGACGAAAUAUUUGAAAGCUCAGCGGCGACAGUUAGUCGCGCGAAACUUCAUCCGACGUUAGCUCGCACACCGAAUGCCAACAACGAAGGAACGAUUCAGAAGUUACACACGUGAGAAAUGUGCUAUAGACGCGGCACCCGGCCGUCGUUUCGCCGUCGACGACGGAAUCGACGUGUGUGUCGAAGCCUCUCGUCUGUUCACUUCCUCGAGUACGAGCGGAUGUACGUGGCCCGGAAUCGGGGGUACACGUGAGUUAUCGAUCCGCGUCAUCAACACGCGAAUACGGACCUUUACACACGCCACGAACGCCCGCGAGAAAUUGUGUCAGACGAAAACCGACUGACGACACGAGAGUUUUAGCUUCCUUGGUGCUUUUUAACAAUGUCUUCCAGGACGAGAGAGAAAGAGAGAGAGAGAGAGAGAGAGAGAGAGAGAGAGAGAGAGAGA
This is a messenger RNA of Pseudomyrmex gracilis, 2450 nucleotides long. RefSeq lists its product as uncharacterized. The record is from RefSeq and is a predicted model, not a curated record. The coding region runs from base 1 to 1128 and encodes 375 amino acids. Lineage: Eukaryota; Metazoa; Arthropoda; Insecta; Hymenoptera; Formicidae. The transcript is spliced from 4 exons.